Messenger RNA from Phalacrocorax carbo (great cormorant), 23180 nucleotides. NCBI's taxonomy places the organism in Eukaryota, Metazoa, Chordata, Aves, Suliformes, Phalacrocoracidae. The record is from RefSeq and is a predicted model, not a curated record.
GCUGCUGGGAAGAGCAUGGCAGAACAUGUCCUUUAUGGGAUAUGUAAGGAAGAUGCAAGCCAGGUGGAGGAGUUUCACCAGCAAACAGGUUUUGCUGCUCUCCUUGGGCUUGCUGUGAUGGCAGCUGCAGUUGAAGGCGUGCCACGCUUGGCAAGGAGGGUGUCUUCCCUGAAGACUAACGACCAGCUGAGGAGGAGCUGUGGUCUCGCGGAGCAAGUGUGACAGACAACCGUGCGGUUUUUCUGAAUGGAGAUCAGUACUGCUUGCCCAGAAAGAUAUGUGGUUAUUUUUCCUUCUGCUUCCCCCUGCUCCUCCAUCUCAGGAAAGCAUUCUUGGUGCUGCCUCGUGGUGAUAGGGGUGAUAACUGUGGUUUGUUGUGGGUGGAACCCUGGCCUGCUUAUUCAAUAGCAGAGCUUCUACUGACUUCAGGACCGAGAUACAAGCACAGAAGCUGAGACACACAAAAAGCACUUGCUACACAUAACUGGUUGAAUUGGUAUAAAAUUUGGGAUGAGCCUAGAAUUAUGGAGGUGGAAAAUUAGCAUGAAGGUUUUGUUUUGUUCCUGCUGUACAUCCCUGUUUAUUUCUAAAUCAGUUCUUACAGAGCUAAAAACAUGAACAAAUAGUAUAAGCUGACAUAAUUUGGAAACAGUGAUUUUGUUAAGGUGAGAGGUUGUUUUUCCCUUGAAGACACCAGCUGGAGACUGUACAAAAGUGAUAAAGAAAUAAUGACAAAUAAGCAGAGCCGGAGGAAUUAUUCUCUAGUUUAAGGAUACAUGACAUUGCCAAACUAUCUCACAGGCUCGCAGACCUUGCCAGAAUUAGUGAGCCUUUCCUCUGUAACUUAUACCCUUUUGUUUCCUGGAGAGGCAUUCGAUUAAAAACAUGUUUUCCUAACUAAAGGGAACCAUGUGCAGUUUGUGUCAGAGAUGGAGGCCUGCCCCUUUCCCCCACAGUAAAGUGGGACACCUAGUUGAUUCAUACCUUGCCUAUAAGAUGUCAUUAUUUUCUGUGUGCUUUCUUUCUCUCCUUCUCUGCUUCUUUUUGCUUCAUAGUCUUUGUUUGAAGCAGAAAGCAAAUUCAAUAAUAUUUGAGUUGACAUAGAAUUUUUGUACUCCUGAAGUCUAAAAUUAGAGAAAAUGCACUGACCUAUUCCCAGCCCUUCCAGUUUGCUGGCCUGUUUUGAAUGAGUGGUUGUUUAUCCCAGUCCCUUGACAAGUUGGUGACAUCCUCAGCAAUAUCAGUGAAGACAUCAAAACAGUGGGGCAAAGAGGCUGAGCUUUACCUCCACUGUUAGUAGCAGUCCCCUCAUAUGAGAUAGCAGGGAAGAUAAUUAGCAGUGGCAUGAUUUUGAGUGCUCUGUUGCAUGGCUGGGGUUUCUGGCAUUUGGAGAGCGAUAUCUGGGGCAGGCAGCAGCUCCUGCUGAGUCUGCUUCAGCCUCUUCCUUUGGGAAGGAGACAUACUGCCUGCAAUCCUGAACUGACAGCUAGCGAGGCCUAUGGGAUCGCAGCAGACCUCUGGGGACCUCAGUACUGCCCUGCCUUUUCUGACGAAUGGACACUUGGACUUCUGCUGUUGUUGACAUCAGUCCUUUAGCAAUGCUAAGCAUUUGGCUUAAGAAAGGCUAAUAAUAAAAUGAGCCCUAAUAUUGUCCAUUGGCUCAAAUCUUGAAUGGGACAGAUAUUUACACCAUGGUGGCCAAACCUUUAAUUCACAGUGCUCUUAAUCUUUUAGCUCACAAUUGCGUUUUCUUCCUUGUCAGUAUGAAAACAAAGAUCCUUCAAAAUGAAGCAGUGCUUUCUCCUCAGGUGAUGAUGGAGUAACAGCCCAGUAAGUUUGGCUAAGGCAGAGAGGCUGAAAACAAAGAGGAUUUAAAACAUUCUGAGCUUCUUUUGCUAGUGUAAGAAAGCAAAGCCCAAACCACAAGGGUUUGGGAACUCUGAAUGUAGAAGCAGAUAAAACAUUGCUUCUCCAUAAACACACUAAAAGUCAGGUUUUAGCUGCUCUAAGAUUAGUUUGAAAUCCAUGCUAAGUAAAAUUAGUAAGUGCAGGGUUUUUUACACAUGUCUUUUAAUGUUUUAGGAUUCAGGUUUUAGAGUUUUUAUACAGCUGUGAGACUGGAAAGACUACUUUUUGUUAUUAACAAAAGUAAUUUUUACAUUGUAGUCUUAGCUGAGAAUCUUGCGCUUUUAGAAAAUUCUCAGUAGUAUCAGCCUUGAGAUCAUGUCCCAUGGCUGUACUGUUCCCUUGAACAAGAAUCAGCGUGGAAGUUCCUGAAAAGCUAAUAAUCAGUAGUGGUAAUAGAGUUUCAAACAUAUAUUUAUGUGAUGCAAGUUAGUCUCUGUCAACUUGUCUAAUGUUGCCCUGGGAAGAAAAUCCAUUGCUAACUGCCUGUGAGUCUGUGAGAGGACAGGAUCCCAACAGUUCUUGCCUUCUUUACAACAAAAUGCAUCUGUUGCACUCCCUGUGCUGUAGGUGGUCCAAACGCAUGUUCCAGCGUGCAGACACUGCUGGAGGACACACGCUUCCCACUGUACACCUCUGCUUCAUCCGAUUUUUCUGUGUUCAGCUCCUUCACUGCAGCCUCAUCUCUGCUGCCUCCUUUCCAGGAGGGCCACAUCACAGAUUUCCCCAUUUGUCUUGAAGAACCUCCCAGGAUGUCCUAACCAAAACUCCACUGCAUCACCCUCAUGCGCAAGGCGGGAAGAGAGAGGUAGCUGAGGUAGCCAGGCCUUUGCUCCCCACCAGUGUUCAUUCUCUGCAUGGGAUAAAACAAAGGGUUGAACGUGGCCACAGCUACCAGCUGCUGUCGCUCUUGGGACUUGCCUGGUGUCAGUGCUUCUUCUCUAGGUCAUAACAAAGGACCUGUUCCUACUGCUGUGUGUAAAAUCAGGAAGAAUUUUGUCUGCCUGAACUGUCUAAGUCUGUCAAGUCCCAGCCUAGAACACAGAAGAAGGAUGCUUUUUAGAGGCUGCUAUUUUUCAUUACCCUUUGGUCACCAAGUGGAUCUCCUAUGGCAAAAUCCUGGCUCUGGAUACAGAAAAUAUUCCCCUUCCCAAUCAAGUGAUAUUCCAGGUAACGCCUUAAUGGAUCUCAAGGAAUGGUUUUGCAACAGUAAUGCUUUCUGGCAUAGUAUGUAUUCUGUGUACAUUAGUCACUACAGUGACAUGCUGCAAAUGAGGUCGUAAAAGCUAAACAAGCCAUAACAUUGAAUUCUUAAUUUAGGAUCCAGAGAGCUGCAGUGAAUUUCCAGCACCUAGACAUGCUUAACUCUCAAUUAGAUAUUGCUAGUCUCUGAACUGCAGAGAAGUGGCUGUGGAUGGUUAAAGCUUUGCUACCUGUAAUGCACUUAAAAUACCAGUGUUACUCACAAUGAAGCUAUAGCAUGUUUUUGCCAGCUACUGUAUGAUUUCAGGGUAUAUGUGGUAGCAGGUUAUUAAGCAUGAGUCAUCUUAUCAAAUCAUGCUGGUCUGAAUGAAUUACUUAUAUAAUCUUUAAAAUGUAAUUUAGCAAACAAGAGCAGACUUUCAGCAAGCAGCAUGCUGUCUGACUGAGCAGAUGAGGUCCCUCUUCAGGAAACCAGGCAGAUAAUGAUGGAUUUGCUGUGCUUUCUGCAGGGUCAGUCCCUCCCUGCCAAAGUGCAUUGUCAACUUCUGCUGCAGCUGGCAAACUGAAGACACAUUGCUUCUGAAUAAUUGAUGUCUUUGGAUUUUCAGUGAUGCACAAACAAUCCAGACUGUGGCAGUAAACCUGAUCUCGUUUCCCCGUGCAGAAAAUGGUUCUUCAGCCAAACCAGGCUUUAUAUCUUCCCAAGAUACAUCCCUUGUCGUGCAGGAGCUGAGCAGCUCCAUGGUUUCCCAUGGGUUUGCACUGAUGUAGCUUCUGACUGUAGCACUGACUAUAUCUAUCUCUUCUUUCCCCUGCUCACAUUCCAGAUUGUCCUCUUUGCCUUGUGUGAGUAUGGUAUUACUCUUCCCAUCCUUUUCGUGUUUCUUCCGUGGCAGGAUGCAUCGUAUGUCCAUAUCUUUGAAUAUACCAGUCAGCAGAAAUGCAGACGCCCUAGGGGUUUUGACCCCUGUCAAGAUUGACAGUGUAUCUUUAAAAGGUUUAAAACAAACGACCAAAUAUAACAAAAAACUUAUAGAUGUUUAAAAGCUGUAUGUUUGAAAAGGAGAGCCUUCUCCUGUGCCUAGAAAGCUUGCAAGGUUGGGACCCUACUGCAUUUAGUACAUUGCACAGAGGCACUGGUCAUUCAAGGAGCUUUGCAUUGCAGAUGGUGCUGACAGAUCUGUACUGUUCCUGGGGUUUCAUGUGGGCAAUAAUAGAAGCUGGAACUUGUUGUAGCAGUUGUUCGCUGUGCAUGCACCAUGGCUUGAGCUACUGCAAAAACAAGCUUGAUUUUCACACCGUUUUUACUCUGUUUCCUAAUGAUGUGCUUCUUCCUGUUUUUCCAUUCUUCCCUCCAUGUCAUGCCUAAUUUCAAAGAUGUUGGAAAAAUACUUAGAAGUUUGCCAAAUAUCUAUAAAUUCCCAUGCUGGCCCCGUUCUUGACCCCACCAUUGAGACACAGAGCCUGGGUGAGGAGGGAAGACCCAUGGUGAGCCUCAUGGAGGGAAUUGUAGGGAGUACUUGUCUGUUCUGUUUCCAGUUUUGGUUUGCACAGGCCACCCUUUGCCUGGUGAACAAGAGUGGGUGGGAAGGGAUACAUAGGCUGCAAAACCAUUGAAACACAGCCUCCUCACCUUCCUCGGCACAGAGCACACACAGUUACCUGCAGCUAGUCGGCAGGCGUCUUUGAAGAGCAAGUGAGUAGGCAGGUAGUAAUUUGUGUUGAUUUUAGGGAAAGCAUUCUCUAGGGGCAGUUAGCCACUGAGUAGCUGUCUUUUUGAGCCAUGACACAGUUCAUUUUGCAUCUAAAAAUGCUUGUGUAUGAGAGGGUAGGGAACAAAAUGAGGUGUAACAUUGGUGUGAAUGCUGCAUUUCAGUUUGGAAAAAUCUAAAGGGCUUUUCUGCCUAUAUGAAAAUAUAAGUGAGAUGAGAACAGCAGGAGCUCCAAGUCUUGCAGAUAGUGUUCAUAAAGGGCAGGAGGAGGAAGGUUAGGGAGAGCCUCCAACAGGCCUGCAGAAAUGAGCAGAAGUUCCCAGUUACUUUUAGGUGUAUGAGAAAGUUACUGGAGGUGAAUGCUCUGUCAUCAGGUGUAUACAAAGAGAGACACUCAGACUUUGCUAUCAUCUGACAGUGCUGCAGUUUCCUUAGUAUCCCUUGAUUAACUUAAUGAAAAAAAUUCCAUUUAGGUGAUUAAUAAUUUAAAAUAUAUAUUUACCAAAUUGAAAUCAUAUUGAGAUGUGAUCCCUUGUUUGAAAAAGUGACCUCUGGCAGGUAACAGCUGGUGAGAUAGGAAAUGUGGAUAUUAUUAGAGGAAUAUAAAUGUACAUUUAAUCUCUUAAUUUAGCUGAGCAGAACCUCAAAACAUUCCUAGCCCAGCCUGCGCCCAGCAACCAUGAAAUGUUGAGUUGUUUGAGCUCUUUUAUUACUGAUCUUCUCCAGCUACUCAUAACCUUCAUUUUUAAAAGUAAGACAGGAGUGUAAAGACAGAGAGACUGUCCAGUUUGGUAUUAAUAAUAGUGAGGUCCCUGGAUGAGAGCUAGGUGUUGGGCUCCAUCUGUGAACUGCUGGCUUUCUCACAGACCUCUGGAGUCCGAGUUACCUGGACCUGCUGAAGUCAGCUAGAGCUUCACAUUUGACUUUGAACUAUUUCAGCCAUGGUUCUUGAGGAUCUUUACAGUAGCAGGUAAUAAUUUUCUAUCUCAGAAACAGUCUGCUGAGGGGUCCUGUAUCCCAGUACUGGGAUCUGCAUGAAAACUGGUUUGUAACAUCUUUCUCAACAUGAUCAUCACUCUGGGAUUGUACAGACAUUUGACUAACAGUAUCACAGUUGGUUGUGGUAAAAAAAAAAAAAAAGAUUGUUAUUGCAGUAGUUCAGUAUUAAAAUGCCUGGAUAACAAGAAAAUGGGUAUUGACUACAGCUUAAAUCUGGAAGUGUGUGGAAUACAGAACAUUAUAAGCAAAAUAAAAGUUAAAAAAUAAUUAUGUUCCUGGGAACAACCUCCUACAGUUGAUGAUCUAAACAGAUGAUUUAGAGCAGAUACAAGAGGCCAACGGCCAUAUACAAACUGAGCGUCUCCACUGCAACCUUAAUUUUUUGUCAGGGCCCUGAGGGCACACAUGAGCCUUAAUAGCUCUGCCCAGCCUGCCCUGGGACUCCCACCCACCCAUGGCCCAGGAGCCCCACUUCAGCUCAGCCUGGGUCUGUCAGUCCAGUGCCCAAUGCCUGGGGCUGGGGCUGUCCUGGCUGCCUGGACCCCAGCCCCAGCAGUGCCCUGAUGUUCGUCAAGUAGUCACCAAGCCCCAUGCCAUUAAUUCCAGACAAACUUUACGGCCAUCAGAAUGAGCCAUCAGCUUACAUACCAUCAGAAACUUACUACUCAGAGUAUUUGAUGUUUUGAUAACAGAUACCUUGGUAAACCACUCAGGGAAAAGAAAGCUACAGUCCAAGAAGUGACCUGUAAACAAUUUCGGUAUUUUUAGCUGAGUUAUGUUACAAUUCAUUGCCCUUCUUUGCUUACUGAAAGAAUGGUUAAUCUUUAAAUUUACCAUAUUUUUUCCUUUUCUUCAUUCAUUUAAAUGAAUGAAGCACCUCCUGCGUCAUGAUUCAUUGUCUUCUUUAUGGUGAUAAAAGAAACAUGGAUCAGAAAUACAACUGCAAGGUCUCCUAGAAAGUCCUAGUACGGAAGUCCUGAGAAGUUGAGGCUUGCAGUCUUGUGUGGGAUGAGACCUUGCCUGGAAAAUAUCUGUGCCAUGUGGGCAGGGAGCAGUUUCUGGCAAGAAUAUAUGAAUAGGUUUUGUACCUUUAUGUUUGACCUGAAAUAUUGUAGGAGCUGUGGCCUUGACCCCAAUGGUCUGUGCCUUGUGCAGUAAAUUUCUAAAUAUCUGAUGAAAAAUUGCAAGUGUUUGUCCUGAACAGAAUCAUGAUUUAGAUCUGGGAAAAUAGACAAUAUGGUACAAAAGCAAAAGUUUAACUCUCAGAUCUUAAGGAAGGUUACAAUUUAAACCUUACAGGUCCCUUAAGCUUCUUUUAAGCCUUUGGACAACCGAUGACUCUCAGUAUAGCACAGCGAAGGGUAAACUUGUUUUUUCCUUAUAUUGAAAACUAAAGAUUCCAGCCUUCAUUUUGAUGCCUCUCAAAUUCAGUUGGAAAGGAGAUAUCUGAUACAUUUGAGAAACAUGCCUAAACGAUAUAAAAGGUCAUAAAGUUUCAUUAGGUACAGAGGGAGUGUCUGAGUUAGUGCUUGACUGCCACCCUGAUGUUCAAGAUUAAUUGUAUGUUUUAAGAUUUUAUUUAAUUUUCACUUCCUAAGUAUGAAGACACCACCUUUUGGGCUGUAUUUGCAUUUUGACAGAGAUUUAAGUUUCAAAUCAUAUUGCCACUGAUAUUGAACUGGCUUGUUUAAAAAGCAGUUUUAUCUUAUUUAAGUCGUGUAUUGCAGGGAUAUGCCUUCCCUUGGGUUUAAAGGCAGAUUUUCUGCAGGCAGAAUGAAGAAUGAGUCUGCUUAAAAGCAGGCGCUGCUUUGAGAAAUGUGCUUUAGGGUGCAUGCGAUGAGAAUGAAGUGGAUUUAGCUGAGCUUAUGAAUGUUUCACUUGCCCGUGCAAAUGUGGUCUUGCUUUGGGAGUGCUGAAGAACAGGGUUUUGCUCUCUGUUUGCAGGUGAGCAGCAAGCAUGAGCUUGGCAACACGCGACCCUGAGUGUCAGGACCCUGUGAUCUGAACCACGUCUUCAGCUGACUUCCCAGCGGUGAGGCGCUGUUGAUCCUGUACCAUGGAGGACUGCCUUCACACCUCCUCUGAAAACCUCUCCAAGCUGGUGAGCUGGGCCCAUAGCCAUGGGACCAUCUGCAGCCUCAUCCCCAACCUGAAGCACCUGCUUUCUGAGGGGGCCCACGGCAACCUGACGGCCAUGUGGGGCUGUAGUGCCGGCCAUGCCUACCACUGGCCCCUGGCUGCCACUUGCCGGGCCGGCUCCCAGGAGCGCGUCUGCUUCCAGGACAGCCGCAGCUUCAAUUCAGACAGCCCGAGCAUGCUGGGGGUGCCCUCGGAGGCACAGGCCAGUCCCCUGGAGCGCUACCCGGGCCGGCCGGGGAAGGCAAAGCUGGACUGCACCCGCACCCGUGACUCCUGUGACUUCUCCUACUGCAGUGAGCCAUCAGAGCUGGGCGAGCCUGUGGAGGAGUACGAGGACGAGGCCACCCUCUUCGACAUGGUCUGCGAGUCCUCCGUCACCGACGAGGACAGCGACUUCGAGCCUCACCCGCACCGGGCCCCCGCAGGCCCCCGCAAGCGGCCGGCUGUCGGCCUGCCCGCCGCCGCCCAGGCACAGUCCGCCGAUGAGGGCGGCAGCGAGGUGCUGCUCAAGAAGAUCAAGCAGGAGCUCCCUGAGGACUACUACAUAGUGGCCAACGCGGAGCUGACAGCUGGCGCCGAUGGGCCAGCCCUGGCCCUGACGCAGAUGUCCAAGCCCAAGCCGCAGGCCCAGGCUGGGCCCUCCUGCCUGGGUCCCACCAGGGCGCUGCCCCAGCCGGCCGCAGGCACCGAUCCUGACGCCCAGCGCCUGUCUGCCUCGCCCCCUGGCCCGCCCCGGCUGGCCACGCAGAGGCCACCCCGUGGCCCCCUGGCCUCCCCGGCACGGGGGGCAGGUGGCGGCCCUGUGGCUGCCCUGCAGGUGCCAGCCACCAGCUCCAACGCUGCCGCCACCGCCGGGAAACCCAUCAGCAUCCCCCUGUCAGCCCUGCAGCUGCCUGGUCAGGAGGAGCCGCCGGCUGCUGAGGAGACGCUCCCACCUGCCCCGCAGCUGGCCCCGGGUGGCGAGGCAGCCGGCUCCCCCUCAGUGAGUGCUGAGCCCGAGGUCAGCUCCAGCCAGCAGCAGCCCCACGCUGCCCCCGCUGCCACCCCCGAGGCGGCAGUGGCACAGUCCAUGCCAGACCAGGAUGAGAGAGCAGCAGAGCUCAGCAGGGAGCAGAAUGAGAAGACCAUUCGCAGCACACAGACGGCUCUCCGCAAUUUCCGAGAGUUCCUCAUCUCUAAGUAUCCCUCUGAGACCCGGGAGAUCUAUGUCAUCCCCUGCAAAGAGCUUGAUGCCUACCUUGCUUCCUUCUUUGUGGAUGCCAGACAAAAGGAUGGAUCUGAAUACGAGCCAAACAGUCUGGCCAACUAUCAGUGUGGGCUGGAGCGGUAUCUCAAAGAGCACAGGUAUGGAUACAGUAUUACGAGGGAUAAAGAGUUCAAGAGGUCCCAGGAAGCUCUAAAGCAAAAGCAGAUAGAACUGAGGUGUAAAGGAAAAGGAAACAAGCCGCACAAAUCCAUGAAGCUCACCUUUGCUGAUGAGCUUAUCCUGCGCAAAAGAGGCUUAUUGAGCCGGUACAAUCCUGAAGGGCUGCUGAACCUUGUCUGGCUAAACAACACUAAGGCGUUUGGACACUGCACAGGUUUCCAUGGGUCCACCCUCAAGUGGGGUGACAUCCGGCUACGGGUGACAGAGACCGGGUUGGAGUACCUGGAGUGGAUGGGGCCGGACAAUGGAGACGUCAACGCCAAGAGCAAGAGAGGUGGGACAGACUCCCGGGUGUAUGCCACCCAGCACUCCCCACAGACCUGCCCCGUGCAAGACUACAAGGAGUAUGCCCAGAGGCGGCCUCCAGCCAUGCGCUACGAGGAUGCGCCUUUUUACCUGUCCAUCAAACCCGUCGUAAACUUGGCUGCGCUUCACUGGUACAAUUGCCAAGCCCUGGGGAAAAACAAGCUUGCCAAGAUGGUAAAGACGAUGUGCGAGAAAGGCAACAUCCCUGGCAGGAAGACCAACUUCAGCGUCUACCAGAGCUGCAGCACCCUCUCAGAAGCACAGAGCAACCAGCUGGUGCUGAUCUGCAAUAACUUGAGCCAGCAGGCUGCCCAGUCCAUGGCGAGCCACUCCAAUACUGGCAACUUCAUAGUGUCAGCGUCCUAUGACUCUUCCUCUGACACGGCUUGAAAAAGGGAUAUCACCUGAACACGUUUUUCUUUUCCUUUUUGUUUCAAGCAUUGAAUUUGUGCCCAAUAAUACACAUCAGCUGUGAUUGUACACUAUUCCCCCAUAGCCCUCUCUCCAGUGUUAAUUCACUUUAUAAAAAUAUAUAAAUAUAUAAUAUAUUUUUCUUUUUACAAAUAAGUCAAUAGAAAUAGUUUAGUAUUACUAACAUAGUAUUUAUAGUGUUGAUACAAAAAUGAAAGGUACUUAUGGGUUAUAAUAAAAAUGCAGAUUUUAAAAGGACAAAAAUGGUUCUCAGGCAACACAAGAUAGACUGGAAAUUCCAUUUUUAACAUGCACACAUCAGUGAGUGUAAAUCCCCAGGGAGGCUUACAUAGCAAUUCUAUUUUAAAGCAUUUUCAACUUCUUAUUUUAACAUGACCUCCCAGAGUGGAGGAGACAAACUUACCACUGGCUGCUGCUUCUUACCUGCUGGCUUAUUCUUGAUCAGCAAGACCAAGAAAUAGAGAUAACAUCAAUGUAAGUUCAUGAAACCAUUUACAACAAUUUUUGUCUGGUUUUUAUUUUGUUUCCUGAGGCUCAUUUAUGCCAGAUGGGAAAAAAAUCCUGAAGUCAGCUAAAUGCUAUUUUUAACUUUUGUUUUUGUUGGUGAUUUUCUGUGAUCAAAAUGUUGCUGGUCUUUAGACUAAAAAGUAUUGUUUUCAACAGUACGCAAAAGUAUCAUGGCAAAACCACUGUCAUACACUAAUUUUAACUGUUUAAGCACGGGUUUUUAGUAUUUUGUCACUGUGUAUACUUGAUGUAAAAUCUACUGACUUAGAGCCACUCUUUCAGUAUUCUGGGGAAUGCAGCACUGCAGAAAAAUCCACAGUCUUAUCCCAAACUGUACAGAAAAAUGCAUCAGAUAUGUCUUAAGCCAUCAUUUGAAAUCCACAAAAAAAAAAAAAAGCAUAGAUAGUGUAAUGAUAAUUUCAUAUUUACUACAGAAAAUGAAAAAGCUGGGUAGUUUUAAGUACUCGAAAACAAAUUUAAGUCAGCUACACAUAAUCUGUUUCCACUGCAGACAAUGUAAAAUGUGCAUGUGAAUCUGAAGGAAGAAUUUGAUCCUUAAUGCCUCGAAAUAAUUAGUGCUACUGUUCCAACUUUUGACUUGUCAACAUAAUUGUUCUUCUUGUCUAAGUACAGGGAAAACACUAACAAAUUCAGUAUUUCAGUGAAUGAUUAUAAUUCUUGACCUUUAAAAUGACGUACAGUACUUCUCAAGUAAUUCAGCUUAGUUUAUGUUCCACUAGGAUAUCCUAGGGCCAUGAUAAGGCUUUAGACAAGUCUACUGGCGUGAUCUAAUGCCCCCUGAAGUCAAUGAAAGAGUCAACCUCAGCUGACUUCCCACGGGUGUUGGGUUAAACUGUUACUGAGGUGCUUUUUUGGGUUUGGGGUUUCUUUUCUUCUGUUUCUUUAUGCUUGUUUGUCUUUUUUCCUUUACAUUCCUGCAUGUCUUUCAUAUUCUUUAGAUCUGCAACAGUGCAGUGACUUUAAUCAUCACUAAUUCCAAAGAAAGGGUGAAACAAAGGUAGCAGAUGGAAAUAAAAAUAACCCACCUGGCACUGUUUAAAACCUGUUUUCUGUGUUGCUAGGGUGAAUUUUUCCUGUGUGUGAGGGAGGUGGCAGAAUUCCUGCACCUCACUAAAGCCUUAUUGAAGGUCUGUUUUGGGGAUGGGGUAGGUAACAGAUGUGCCACUGAAAGAUCUAAGAGCAGAGAUUUCUGCUGUAAUAAACAUCUGUCCUCCCACAAAGCUUCUGCAGGUGACACAGCCUGGCUCUGAUCUCUUUGUGCUCCAAAGGUACAAAGUCUGGGUUUCCCAUGUGCCAGCUAUCCCAGGGUCUUGCAUGCCGUGGCAAUGCAACUGCCAAAUCCGCAACCUCUGAGUUACUGGUUGCUGUCUCUCAGGACUGUAGGGAAGGCAGUGGAUCGGUGGGCACAGCCAGUCAUUCAUACUGCAAAGCUAUGCUUCUGUGACUUGAUUUUGGGGCUUGAGACCAAAUCAUAACACUACUGAAGUGAGUGGACACUGUGUACAUGACUUUCAGUGCCACGGCAAAACUGGCUUGUAGGUGAAGGAAAGGAAAGCACAAAAAGGUUUUGGUUGCAGCCAGCAAGACAACUGCCCAGCUUCCAGAUGAGGGCAGCCAUCUGAUUGCUGUUAGUACAGUCUUGCCUUUUCAUGGCAGUGUUUUUAAUGUGAUAGUUAAAAAUAGUUUUGCAAGGCUGGUGCUGCUCUCUGUGGGAUUUCUUUGCUGUUUCCCACUGAGGGCUCAUGCAGCUGCUCUUAGUAUGUGCAGGAAUGCAGGGGGUCCCAUGCCAAGGAGCUCCCAUGGGGUACCAGGUGAGAGCUCGACCAUGAAGCUAGUCUCUAGGAAAGUCUUUGAUCUCUGUUUCUCCCCCAUUGCACUCAUCUCAGCACUUGCCAGCGGCAGCUAUUGCAAGAUCUGACCUACUUCCCUGCCUUGCCUUUCCUGUGCUGCAACACGAGGCUGGGUACCAGCUGGCCUUUGUGGGGUAGCAGAUCUCUGCUUCCCACCUCUGCUCCCCGGCCCAACCGCACCUCUUUGCUGGGAGAAGCUGCCUUGAGCUUGUAGGGGAAAGAAACCACCCACAGUGUGGCUGUCUCGUGUCUUUCCUCAAGCCCCACAAGGCAGGAAACUAGGCUUAUAAACAAAUUUAUUCUCAGACUAUUAUCCAGCUCAGAGUUCGGCAAUGGUUCACAUCUUCUGUGGGUACACCAUAGGUGUGUUGCUUCAGAGUGGGCUAUUUUGUGUGGGCUAUUUCGUGGGGUAAUUCCACAAUUAUUCUUGUCUCCAAGGAGCCAGGUCACUGGCUGUGGGUGUGCCGUGCUGUAAACAGGUCUUUGAAGUGCUGCGUUGCAUCAGUGCUAUAAUUCAGCCCCAACACAGACCUUGGCUCCAUCGGCAGGAGGCAAAAAUGCUCAGAGUAACCCAGAAGAAGGAAGACAAGCAGUCUUGGGUUUUGAGCUGGGAGGUCAUAAAAAUAAUUUCUCAUGACUUCUUGACUCCACAUAGUCUGAGUUGUUGUGUACCAGAGCAUUAGGACAGUUUGUGGUAGUGUCCAGCCCGUGCUCUGGGUGAGGCAAGGCCUCUGAUACCCUUGGCUUAGCAAGGCAUAUCAGCAACUUUUGCUUGUCUGGUUGGGAGUUAAGCGGUGGUGUGUAUGUGCUUAUUGUGAUAGCCUUGAUACAGGAGUGGUUUUGUUCUGCUUUGCAACAUCUCUAGUAACUCCAGCUUCCAGUUGGUGUUGAUUGGCAGAUUGCCUGGCAAAUUCUGACGGCACAGCCCCAAAUAGACUACUUGUUGAAGUAGUUAAACACAUAUGGUCAGAACAUGAUACCCAAGUAGUAUCAUGCUCCAAAAAUAUAUUUAUUAGCUUUGAAGGGCAUUUAGCACAACAUAUUACUCAGUCUUCAUUUGUGGACAGUUGCAAUGAAUUGAAUGACCACAGCUUGCUUAAUUACCAUUUCUAUUAAGGUCCUGGGAGGGUUGUUAACCCACUGGGAAGGAGACUUUUGAUUUAAACCACUCUCAUGGUUUUGUCUCAUGCUGGUGGGAGAGUAGAUGUCCCAGCUGCUGCAGCUGACCUGACAGGUGACAACUCAGUUGCUUGUAAUUGUCUCCCAGUACUCCGACUGAGGGUGUCAAACCUCCUCCACCAGCCAGCUGCAAGCUCACUGUGAUGGUGUGUAGCUUCCCUGGUGCUAAGACAUGGCAGCAUGGCCAGGGGUUAGUGCUGCCAACUUUUACAAGCCUUCCUCUCUUCGUAGGCAAAGGAUUGGGGUCUCCUACCAUGGCUGUUGAUAUCAAGUACCUUUUACUAUGAAAUCAAAAGGGCAGCUGGCAAAACACCGUACUGCUCUGGUCCAGCACAGCCUGGGAACCGGUGGUUGGGUGGGGUGGCCUACAAGCACUCACAGGCACUGCAGACAGCUGCUGUGCUCAGGAUUAUGUUUUGCUCUGAUGUAAAAGCUGAGCUUUUGCCCCACAGUACAGGCUGUGAUUUCCAUAAGACAGGGGCAGCUGCCUCCAAAAUGGGGCUCACUUUUCUACUUUCUUUUUCCCUUCCUUUUUUCCUGCUACUCACCUUUAUUUGAUCUGGUGUUAGACUUCUUCAGUGACGCAUUUCAACUCACCAGCCCAGCAGAAAACGCAGCAGAAAAAGGGGGAAGUCAGAUAAUUUUCUGCCAGAUCACUGAGCUGCAUCUGCUCACAAACUGAGGUGCAGAGCCAGUGGGGGAGACAGAGGAAGGUGUGCCCCUGCCAGUAUCCCAGUCAUUAGCCUGGCUCAGCUUCUGCAGCCUUGGAAACCCAUCAAAAGGGUAAUGCAGACUGAGACCCUUCUGAAUCAUUUACCAAUGUAUUGGUUGCCUUCAGAACCACCUACCAGCUUUUGGGAGAUUUGCUCAGUCCUACCAAGAGCAAAAUUUUGCCUUGAACUUAAGAAAGAGGCAGAGUGCCAAAGCACAGGCCUGCACACAGUGCAAGGGAGCCUGUGCCAACUUUAGUGCAGGCUUUCCCACGUGGCCUUCUCAUGACACCAAACCAAGAGUCAGACAUGGGGAUUAUACAUGGAUGUCACUGGACUGAUCUGGAUGCAGCUGUGCACAGUACAUGCACUUGGGUCUGUUCACGUGAUUGCACAUUUAGCUGGGCAGAGCUGUGGGCACUUGGACGGCUUAGGCUCUGUCUUAUUAGUCACUCAUGCAUGUAUUUAUGAUAUUGUGGGUUUGCACAACAUACAUGUAUUCAUGCAGGUAGCUGGAACUGAAGUCUUUGAUAGCUGGCUGUUGCAAACUGCCUGUUUAGUUUUCAAAUACAUAUUUAUGCAACAAAUUGUAUUUUUAAGUGCAGGAGAAUGAAAUACUGUUGUGAACUACGUUGUAGACUAUACUACAAGGGAUAUCUAAAAUAACAGCAAAUACCUUGUUCAUUUUCAUGGUGCAGUGAUUCUAUGAUAGCAGCAUCCAGCCUAUUGACACAUAGGACAAUCUAACAAUGGAAACAGUGUCCAUGUUGCACAUUCUCCUUCAUGAAGAAUACCAAUGUUUUUGAGCUAUUUUCUGGUUUUGUUUUCAGAAGCUGCUGUGCACUGCUAUUCAGUCUACAGCAUAGUUGUCCUCUUUGAAAGCGGUGUAGAGAAUGAAAUGCAAGCAACGUGUUGUCCUGCUGUGCGUGCUUGUCUCAGAUGUUUGUGACUGGAUCUUGUUCUGCUGUUUGUGCAAACGAUGUGGGGUGGGAAGAUGGGGAUCAGGAAGAGCAGGUGUUGCGUCACUCUAGAGCCAGGGCUGCCCUAAGGACUGAAACAGCCUUAAAGGAAACUGAGAUUCCUGUUGCACUAGGUUUCCUCCCUGUCCAGCUCCUAUUUACCCGUUCUUGUCACCGGGUCUGAGUACAUCCCGUAAGUGCAUUGACUGGCCUCACUAGCACAUGUGGUGAAUGGGCUGAUCAUUCCUCCUUACAAUACGCUGCAAGUAAUGGUGAUUGACAGACUGGUCUUCCCCAUUCCUGACAUCCCUGCUCCUCUCUCCGUCCCUGAACCUCUAAUAUUCCCCUCUCCUGACACCUGCACUGUGGGACAAGGGGACCGCUUUGUGCAGGGUGGCUCUUGGCUGAGAGCUCCCUUCCUGCCUAUCAAGUGACCUUGUGCUUUGGGGAUAACACGCUCAGGGCGGAUGGCCUCGCGUCGGGUACGUGGGGUUUGUGGGAUACUGGAUGCGAGCACUCUGGAGGCUUGCGUCUCUCGUGCUGGAAGCACUCUCCCUGUCUUCUCUUCUGCUUUUUGUGAGAGAGCUUUCGAAUCAUGAAAUGAUAUGAAAUUCAUCCUGUGUAGAGGACCAGGCCCACAUCUGUGUGCUGUUUGGCCUUCCACUGACAUCCUUAAAAUAGGACUGAGGCGGCUAGUCCUCAACAGUGCAUAACUCUUGGGCUCACUCCAUCAUGGAAAUCAGUUCAUCUCACGUGGUGCGGGCAACAGGGCAUUGGGACCGCCUGGCUCUCUGAACUCCCAGAGGCAAGGCGAAUGUGUGGGAAGCACGAGAGCUUACAGGACACACAAAUGUGGUUUGAUUUGCCUGAAAUGAGCCAGUUCAUGUCUCUGGGUUAGGGUAGAGAGGACUCAGCUGUUCACUAUGAAAUAUGGUGGGAAGAGGGUUGGCACUUCUUAAUGAGGGUUCUUUGCCAAGUUUCAGUGUGAAGAGAUGGCUGCUUUGCCUAAGGUGAGUUGCUGUCCUUGUUCUUAAGAGAGAGGAUGUAUUUUCUUUUCUUUCUGUGCUUACAUGUGUGUGCUGAAUCUGCACUCAGUGCUGAGGAGGAGUGUGGAGAGAAGGCACUCCAGCAUGAAGAACGGCUAUAUUCGUAGCCGAAAAACUUGAACUUUAAAACUUUCUGGUGAUGGUCCCCAUGUGCUGAGCAUGCCUUGGCAGUCGAGGACAGUACCACAUCAGCUUGUGUCUCCCAGGACAUCUGUUGGCUCCGUGCAGAGCCAGCAUGGGUGUUGCUGCACCACUCCCCAGAAACUGAGGGCCUGGGGGUAGCUUGUCAAGGACACCCCUAUCAGCCCAGUGUCUGCAAGCCAAGAAGGGGGAGGACCCUAAGCACAAUUAAAUGAUGGUGCUUCCCCAUGGACAGCGUAUGAUGGACUCGUGAGGCUGCACUGUAUCUCCUCAAAGGUUUUGGAAAGCUAAGGGCCACCAGGGACAUCACUGCUCCACCUCUUUCACAGCAGCAUAACUUCAGCCGGCGAUGGAGUUGCCUUUCUGAGAACAAGCUGGAUUUCUCUGAGACCUUGCGGAGUUGUGUGGUUGCACUGCUCCCAGCUCCACUCAUGCACACCAGGUGCCAGCCCGUUCCUCCACGCUGUGCUGUCUCUGGCUGAGGCCCUGUGAAGCUCUGCUGAAAUCGUCCUCCAGCAUCUCAACCCUUCCCGAAAGCAGCAGACAGGCACUGACAGCGGUGAAAUGCUGGAAAGCUAAAAAGCCCCACAGCUUAGAGACACCUGUGAGCUUGUUGAAGGGUUUGACACUAGCCAUUCACUGGAAUAUGUUCAAAGCAGUGGUGAUGCCUAAAGCUUUAAUUCCUAAUCUGAUGGGGGAAAAAAAUGGCUUGGCACACAAUUUGCUCAUUAGAUGAACUGAUGUGUUUUAACAUAGCCUCUAGAGUCUCGGUCUCAAGUGAGGAAUAUAUUUCCUCUAUUUUCUUACUGAAUUGGUCAACUUUAGUUGGUAGUGCACACAAAAUUCUAUUUGUUUUAUUACACAAAUGCCAUUAAAUGAGCUGUGUGUGCAUUGGAUAUGGAUUUACAUUUCAAGGCAUUGAUGCUUUUGCCUAAUCUUUUAUUCUUGUGCUCAGCAUUCAUUACACAGCAGUCACUGGUAUCUGAAAACACAGUACCUUUUUGGAUUUCAAUCUGAUCUUGUGUAAUUAAUACAAUAUUCGUUCAUAGUGUUUAAGAGAUUGGUGAGGUAGGUGCUGUCAUGGAAAUUCAGUGGGGUAGACUUUCAGUGGGAAUGAGGUGUUUAGCACUUUCACAAUGCUUCAGCAAUCUGCCUUUGCAUUUUUGGUUACUAAUGUUUUACACAGUCCAUAGCGUCAAGAAAAUAAUGAAGCACCCAAGGGAGGGAAAGAAUCAAGAAAAUACAAAAUGUUUUGGACAAAAAUAUUGUCUUAUUCUUGACUAGAAAACUAAAAUCUUAAAAUUAAUUUUACAGAUACUAUCUUUGCCACUUCAGCUGUUAUUUUUGUGAACAAAGAUGACUCUCUAAGAUUGCUCAUGCCUAGAAUUUGAUCUGCCUUCUGAAGGCUGUAAUCUUGCCAAGACUGUCCUUACCAUUACAGCAUGUUCUCAGCUGGCCUAAAUCGUAUGUAGCCUUAAGUGGUGCCUGGUCUGCCCCACAUUGCUCCUUCCCUUAUACUAUCAUGCAUUUAAUAUACUUACUCUCUGUAAGUAUAUUCUAGCCUGAAAACAAGCCAAUGAAGGAGACACACUUCAACCUUUGUAUCUUCAGCAGUGGAUGUGAAGUACAGACCCAGAAGGCAAGGCAAUAGUAACUGGCUUUGAAUGACUUUUGGUAACUUUUGUGUAGGAAGACAAACCUCCUAGUGACUCUGAGGCUGAAGGUGCGCUGAAUGCUGACUGCAGUGUAAAUAGCUUUGCAGAGGCCUUUGUCUUAUGUGUGGUGCUUAUGGUUCGGGUCUUGCAAGCUCUGCCUUCUGCAGGAGCUUCCUCUGUGAGUGGCUUGCCAGACUGUGUUUCUCUGCACGAGGCUGGGUGCAUGGAUGUGAAACGCAGGUGCAGAAAUACCCAGAGCAUUCAGGGAUGUGCAGACAAAGCAUGACAUGAAACAUCUUAAUGGAGUCUGAAAGCUGUCAGGAAGAAAUGGUGAGAACCUGAUUUUGCUUCUGUUUGUGGCAGUGUGUGCAAGCCAGGUGGUGCUGCUGCUGGAGAGGAUUUGGUGCCAGUUUUGUAGAGCACUGUGAGAAAUGUAUGCCUGUGCUGCCGGCUUCCACCCAGCUGGGGCUGUUGACUGCACUUAUCUGCAAGUGCAUGACUAGCCCCAUGGGCACGAAUGGGUCUGAGGCAUACAGGAAAGGACAUCGCUUGCCUGUAGUUGCAUUGUCAGUGUUUUUUUUGUCUGUGUGACCCAUCUGUCUCAGGGUCAUCUUGAGACCUGUCAGGGUAGACCAAAUUAUUCAAGACUGGAAGAAAAAGAAAUGGCAGAAUAUCUAAGUGUGAUGAAGACAGUGGAAAGGCAGUGGGAAAGCCUGGCAAACACAAUGGAAGUUCUUGUCUUUUUUUCUAAAGAAGUCAAGCAUAAUCCUUAUCCUUUAAUAUCCUACUUUGUUUUACACCAGAAUGAGAAAGACUUUUCCAUUUGUUUUAAUUUUCUGCUGGCUUUAACUCUGCCUUUGAAAAGCAUUUUUGCUAUGACAACCCUUGGUCUUGUGGUGAGCAGUGCUAGGGAGAAACAGCUAAAGGAAGGCUUUUAUUUCUUCCUGAAUGCAAGGUUUGAACUUUAUAAUCUUUUAAUGUGAAUGUGUUUUCUCCCAUUUUGUAAACUGAUGAGAUUAGCACUGUUCCUCCCAAAGCAGCAGUUGAAAAACAUAUUUUGCUGAAAUCUAACCAUAUUUCUAUGUAACAAUGUGAAUUCUCCUAAGUGACCAGUUCAUUCUCAGAGUUAAACCUCUCUCUAAGGCUAACUUCCACUCGCUGUCUUUAAUGACAACUCAACUUUUUUAAGAACAGUUUGUAAAAAAGUAGGCUUUGUUAAUUAUUUUGUUUUGUUUUCUACGAAAAAAAUCACUGUCUUGCCAAAUAAUAAUAAUAUUAAUAAUAAUAAUAACAAUAAUAAUAAUUCUAUGCAUUGUGAGAUUCAGUGAUGUUGCUGUUGAAAUUUUGCAUGUUUUCUAGAUGUUCUGACAUUUGUACGUUUAUGUGGUACUUGUAAAAAUGCUAACCAUUGCUGCUAUAAUCACCACUGUUUUAGGUAACCGAAAACUGUACUAUGAAGCUGUGCCAGUUAGCAGGUUGUCUUGUGUGUUAUGGUAAAACUCUUCGUUCUGCUGUUCAUUUCCUGUUUUAAGCCAGUAUUUAGUGCCUUCUGUAGAAGGAAUCAAUAUGUUGUGGUAGACGGGAGGUGCCAAACUUCUAUCAUCUUGUUCUGCACAGAUGAUCACUUACUAGCUUGAAGCUUAAGAAAAAAAAAAAAGUAAAAAGAAAAACAAAAUCUUGAACUCUCUAUCUUUCUUUAAAGUGUCUUCUCAUUAAUUUUCAUUUGGGAAAAAAGCCCUUUAGUAGAGCUGAAAAGAAGCCAUUUCCCAGCUACACUUCCUGCAGCAGCAGUCUGCCAACUGUGAAUGUGAGGGGUACGAGGGAAUGUGUGGUACCCAAAUGUUCCUGUUGGUAACGGAUCCAGUGAUUAGCCAAGCCAGUUUAAGUUAUUGCGGAGCAUGCUAAAAUGCCAUUUAAUGAAAGCAAUCCUCUGAUUACCAUAAGAAACUGUUAGCUCUUGUAACAGUUGUGAGCCUGCUCUUGUAAACAAGUGUCAGCUUGGUCAAGUGGUGGAUUCCAGUCCCUGUUACGCCUCUGCUGAAGCCACACAUUGCUGCCAAAUGAGACUUGGAUGAAAUUCAAGCCAAAGACUUUUGGUCUUGUUCUUUCCAACUGCUUUCAUGGCAGACAAGCCCUGUUUAUCAAAAUUCUGACAUUGCAUUUUCAGUUCCUUUUCCACCCUCUGCUUAGAAUCUGUCAGUAUAGCAAAUACGCACAUGCAUAUGCAUUCAUUUUGAUUUUGAUAAGAUUGUGACAGGCUGAAAUCGUACCGUGCUGUAAUUGUACAACAGAAACAGGCAUGUUCAUCUGUCUAGUGCAUUUCCCAACCACCAGGUAUGGUCAACUGUACCCUAGGCUGGUCUUCAAAAUAGUAUUUUGUGUGGGAAAAAAAACCCCUAACCAUCAGUUUUCUGUCUCUACUGAGAGAUAAAAGCCUGUUACAUAUCUUGAAAUGACUUUUCAAAUCAGAAUACCAUGUUGCCAGAAAAACUGUGUGACUGGGAAAAUAAGAGUGCAUUGAAUUAAUCCUUACAGGUACUGGUCUAAAGCCAGCUCUGUUCCCCAGCAAGACAAUUUACAGCCCUUUUGAUGUAAAAUACUUCCAAAAAAGAACUUAACCCCAAAAUUUUCAAUGUAGUUGCUCCUUUUUGUGACACCCAGGACAUUUACAAAAAGCAGUAUUAACACAGCCCAGAACACACUGAAAAUUGUCCCAUGUAGUAGGUUGCGAGCCAGCACCCCACAAACUGGUUAAUUUGAAAACCCCACCUGAAGAUCUAAACCUUCUGCAAGUGUUAGGAUGCUUAGAAGCCUUUUGCAGGACCUCAGUUCCCAUCUCUUCGAAGGAGGGAAUAGGGGUCUCUUCAGAAAGGUUUAGCCCUUUUAUUGUCCUUUAAAAACUGGUAGCUUCUUCAGGCUCCUUCUGCCAGAUCAGAAGCCAGCUAAGACCAGUUGCAAUGUGUUUCGCUGUUGUUUUGCUUGUCUAGUAGCCAUUUACACAUGAACACAUGCCUCCACCAGUACGAGUGAAGAAUUUUGACUCCACAGACUCCUGCCUAUGUGGCCCUAAUAUUAAAUAUGCAAGGCAGUGAUACAUGGUCUUAUUUCCUGCAUUGCUUCUAUUUAUAGCUAGACCUGAGUCUCCAUGGUCCCACCAACUGCACUAAUUGUCGUACCAAUUGGUCUUCCUAGCUUCUUCUAUGUGUUGGGCCAACUUGAAAAAAAAAAUAAUCGGAUUGCUGCAGCAUGGCAGCUGGGUUUUCCCUAUCUUCUUCUCUUCCAUUAUGAAGCUAGAUAUAUUUGCAUUAUCUUCAGCUUCAAUUUGAAUCAGGAAAGUGACCAAUAUCCUUUAUUUAGCACUUUGCAAGCUUGAAAUGCAGUUAUGACUCUACAGGUGCAGACCUGGCAUUAGGAUUUAGCCUGCUGCCUGUGGCAUGUCGGUCUCCAGUAUUUGAUGGCUUUUCACCAUGGUUCUCUGGUUUCAAGAUGCAAACUGGCUGGUACUAAUGGUGUGCUGGUUUAGAUCCACUUUCCAAUCACUGUGAUGCCUUCAGUGUACAUGUUGUCGGUCUUGUAUUUGCUCUUAGUAAUUGCAUUUUGUUUGAACUGCAUUAUACUGCAGGACAAACAUUAAUUUUCUUUCGGUUUUUUUUUUAAGAAAAAAAAAUACAGCUUAGGCUGUGCUGCUGAAAGGAGCCAGGAGAGAAAUAUCUAUCCAAACCCCAAUCAAAUUUGGGGACUUAGCUUUUUUUUAGACCCCUUUGCGAACCCAGCUGUAAUCAGCAAUUUCAGGCAGAGAGCAUGUCUUCCACUCAAAAUGCAAUUUUCUGUUCACAGGGCAGCUUAUUACACAGAUCUCUUGCCCCUGUGUUUGGGAGAUUAUAUAUACAGUGGUAUGUUAGGAGUAAUAUUUUUAUGCAUUUUAAUGCAUUAAGGCCUGCAAAUCUAGAAUAUCUGAGUGGAAGAGAAAGAUUACUUGAUCAUUUUCUGAAAACGUGAACAAAAUUAUCAACUACAGUUCAUUUUCAGAGCUGCCUAUUCAGCGCCAUUGUCCUCAAAUUACCAUCUUUCUGGAGUUGUACAGCGACCUGAGAAAAAUGAGCAAAAAGGCAUUGCUGCUGUAAACGAGGAAGGAUUUCACAACCUACUUGAAGCCCCAGAUCCCCAGCUGGGUUUCUACGGCUGGUAAUCUUUUUACUUGUCAGCUGGAUAAGUUUUGAUUCAUGCUGAUGCCGUAUUGCUAUUUCUGCAGUGUAUUUUUAAGAAGCAACUUCAUACAGGGCAAGGUCCUUCACAGGUGAAGAACAAUAUCAUCAACAAAGUUGUCUGUCACUGGUGUCAGUUAAGAACUGGUUUUUUGUUGUGAGGGUUUUUUUUCUAUGGCAAGACACUCUACUCUUCUUUAAUUGGGAUGGAGUAAACAAAUGCAUGUUGUACUGCUGUCUGCCGCACUUCAGUCAGAUGUCUCCUUGGAAAAUGCUCUUCUACUAUUUCAGUACAAGAAUGCCCUCAGUAAGAAGAAAGUAAAACCAAGAGGUCUUUUUUUAAUGGAGCCUGAGUUUCAUCCCUCACUUGGUUGUCAGAUAAUUAGGCUUUUGAAAAGAAUGGAUUCAGUUGUGUGCUAACUGGAGUAUGACAUUCACUUUUACUGAUCUGCAAAUUCCAGAGAUGUUCUGAUCUUUAUUGCACUUCAGCUCCAUUUUUAUUCCCUUAUGAUAAUCGUUAAGAAGUCUGGUUCUGCUGCAUUAGAAAUUUAUUUCACUGUCUGUACAAAGCUUGCUACUAUUGUAGUGUAACUUUUUAUUUUAGUUUUUUUUUUUUUUAAAUUUGUAUUGGUACAGCCUUAAACACCAUGGAAUUAAAGACCAUUUAAAAAUAAUCAAAAGAGUCAUUGAUGUCUGUGAUAAGUGCAUGCUUUGUUCACAGUGUUUUGUCUGUAAUUAGGUGUAGCAACCAAGUCUCAUGUAUUUAAUAAAAUGUUUUCUGCAAA